Drosophila busckii is the source of this 1835-nucleotide messenger RNA. RefSeq names its product protein atonal homolog 8 (gene net). NCBI's taxonomy places the organism in Eukaryota, Metazoa, Arthropoda, Insecta, Diptera, Drosophilidae. The transcript is spliced from 2 exons. The record is from RefSeq and is a predicted model, not a curated record. Bases 260 to 1270 code for a protein of 336 amino acids. Gene Ontology annotation, molecular function: protein dimerization activity; DNA-binding transcription factor activity.
GUGAACGGACGUGCGCGCUGCAGCUCCGAACGUGUGUUAAAGAAUGGGUCUGAAAUAAAUGAAUAUAAUAAUAUUAUGAGAAAGAAAGUCGAGUGCAAAUAAAACAAGAAAUUAAUCAAUUAAUUGCGUGAAACGUUUAUGUAAAUGAAUUGUUAAGUGAAGCGUACAAAAUAAAAAUAAAUAAGUUUUGAAACUAAAAAUACGUUGAAUUCUUUUGGAUUACGCGCAUUAACUGGAUUGUAUCGCUGCCUGGAUUAUUAUGGCAAUCGUCGCAGACAAACUUUAUAUGCAGUUAAAUGCAGCCGAACUGGCGGCAAUCAUCAAAAAAGACUCACCUAGCUCCAAUGAUCGUGAUGCGGGCUUUUGCUCAGCCAGUUCCGGCAGUGAGGGUGGCGACGAUCUGCCCAUGGAGCCGCCCAUGGAGGCCAAGCCAAUGGCGUUGGUGCGCAACAAGCGCAAGAGCACAGAACCAUCCAAAGUCAUAGACUCAUCCACAGUUAGUCAUAGUCACAGUCACAAUCACAGUCACAGUCGCAGUCUCAGUCAGAGUCACACAACGUUGGGUCCAUUGAAGAAGCGCAUACGUUAUACCUCAUCAGCUGACUCGGGGGUGCUGCUAACGCCACCCGCCGAGUGCUCACCCCCACCGCCUGGCAGCGCUGGGCUGGAGCACGUGUGUCGAACUAGUCAAGCGCUGGCGCCACAUUGCCACGAGGCAAUGCCACAUCCGGCGCACGUUUUUGUGCGACAUCCAGGUGUGACAACGCUGCAUCGUGAUUACGCAGCCACGCAGCCGGAGCAGGAGGCACCCUUGGAGCUAGUUACGAAGAAGCAGCCACAGCAGCACAACAACAACAACAGCAAGUCAAAGCAGGCUGAAGGCGAAAGUGAACUCAGUUUAGAGCUAAACAUCGAGGAGGACAACGACAACGAUAACGGCAAAGGAGGAGCGCGACCGCAGCAGCGCAACUACAAGAACAUGACACGUGAGCGUCGCAUCGAGGCCAAUGCGCGAGAGCGCACACGUGUCCACACCAUAUCCGCCGCUUAUGAAACAUUGCGUCGCUCUGUGCCCGCUUAUGCCAGCUCCCAAAAGCUGUCGAAGCUUUCGGUGCUGCGCGUCGCCUGCUCCUACAUUCUGGCGCUGAGUCGCAUGGCCGGCGAGGACUACAGCGCGGACAGGUCAGAGCCAUCGAUAGCCGAGUGCAUGGAAGCCGUCACCGCAACAAUUCAAACCGAGGGCAAGGUCAAACGCAAGAAGGAUGAGUAGACGACUGCACUUGCCUCCCAAACGUUGUACCAAGACUGAGUUGCAAUUAUUGUUACACACACACACACACACACUGUCUAUGUCUAUGUAUGUAUAUAUGUAUUUGUAGCUGAUGUUCGCUAUAUAGUCAUACUGCUAGCUUUAUGGGUUUGCCAAGCUUCUUUUAUAAAUUAUUUAACAAGUUUCUAAUUGUAAUUAGUUGUCCAUAAAGUAUGAGGCGAUAUUAAACUAUAUAUAUAUGUAAACUGCGAUGUGAUGUUAUUUUAAAGUCGCCUGUAACCUUUACUCUUAAUGUACAUAUACGAGCGUAAGCAGGAAAUUCCUAAACUAUAUACAGAAAUGCCUAAAAGACAAACAACUAUAACGAUAAUGACAAUAAUUGUUUAGCUUUAACACACAAUUCGUUAAGAAUCGCAUGGGGGAUAUAUUUGACUAGUUUUACAUAAAUGUAAUCGAACUGAUAAUCUCAUUUUAUAUAUGCGUUUAAAAAUAUUUAAGUGCCAUGAAGCAGAAGCAAAAGUAACAGCUUGAAUACAAAAUAGACUAUCUUUGAAAACUGAAAUUU